UACACAAGUCAAGAAUAAACAGUGACAAACAGUAUAGUGAGGUUAGUUUUCUUCUUGUAGUUAAAAUAUGGAGUAUUUCUAUUAAUAAUCAUCGUAGUUAAUUCAAUUCAAGGAGUGCAAUGACUCUUAUUCUUGAAGAACCGUGAUUUUAUUUAUUUUAAAUUUUUAGUGAGUUUUAGACGUUACUUGUGAAGUGUUCCUGGCCUAGCAAUGGCCAACAGAACGGUUAAAGACGCUAAAUCUGUUCGUGGAACAAAUCCUCAAUAUUUGGUUGAGAAAAUAAUCAGAUCAAGAGUUUAUGACAGCAAAUAUUGGAAAGAAGAAUGUUUUGCAUUGUCUGCAGAGUUGCUGGUGGACAAAGCUAUGGAGCUUCGCUACAUCGGAGGAGUUUUUGGAGGUAAUAUCAAGCCUACACCUUUCCUAUGUCUCAUUUUGAAAAUGCUACAAAUUCAACCGGAAAAAGACAUCAUUGUUGAAUUCAUUAAAAAUGAAGAGUUCAAAUAUGUGAGAGCCCUAGGAGCUUAUUACAUGCGGUUAGUUGGCACUUCACUAGACUGCUACAAAUACCUUGAACCACUUUUCAAUGACAGUCGAAAACUGAGAAGACAAAAUCGACAGGGCCAGUUCGAGUUGGUGCACAUGGAUGAAUUCAUUGAUGAACUUCUGAGGGAAGAACGUAUGUGCGAUAUUAUUUUACCCAGAAUACAGAAACGAUAUGUCAUGGAGGAGAACAAUGAAAUUGAACCCAAGAUUUCUGCUUUGGAUGAUGAUUUGGAUGAAGGCAUAGAAUCAUCAGGAGACGACGAUGAUGUUGCAACUGCGGUUGAGAAAAUCAGGACAAAUGAGAACAACUGGUCUAAAAAGAGGGACGAGAGAAAAAGAAGUCCUGAGAGGGCUCGAUCACCUGAGAGAGAUAGAAAUAGGGAAAGGGACAGAAAGAAUCGGGAGAGGGAAAGGAUUCGAGAAAGAGGACACCGAGAGAGAAGUCGUAGCCGGGAAAGGAGACACAGGUCCAAAUCACCCACAGCAAGGUAUCGGAAGGACGAUCGAGAAAAGGAACGACCGAAAUUCAAAAGGAAUGAGGGUGAUAGGUGGCGGGAUCGGGAUAUGGACAGAGGAUGGCAUGACCGUGAACAAGAGAGAGACAAACGUAGGGAUCGAGACAGAGAGCGUGACCGACCGAGGUACCGUGACCAAUAAUUGACUUAACAAGUGAUUAUUUUCCUAUGAACUUCAUAAAGUAAUAAUUAUGAAUCAAAGUAUAAACUGAAUAAGUGAUUCUCCAUGUGUAAUUAAAACGUUUAUGAAGAACAUUUAGAUUACAUAAGCAAUUCAAGAAAAGGUGAGCUGUUUAUCAAUGUAAUAUCAAUUUAAUCACCUUAUAAUAUAAAAGCAUUUUCUCGAUUCAAAUCUUAUCAACUUGUUUACUUAAAAUGUAAUAAAAUAGUCCAUUUUCAAA
Molecule: messenger RNA, 1459 nt
Organism: Nilaparvata lugens (brown planthopper)
Lineage: Eukaryota; Metazoa; Arthropoda; Insecta; Hemiptera; Delphacidae
Gene: Prp38
Product: pre-mRNA-splicing factor 38
Exons: 1
Coding region: 211-1200 (329 amino acids)
Cellular component (GO): precatalytic spliceosome
Source: RefSeq, a predicted model, not a curated record